UGCUCUGCCCUGCUCCCUCUUGCAGGGUUCUCACCUGCCAUUUCUUCCUCACAGAAGUGCAUCAGCAGAGGGGAGCUCCAGGUGUCUCUGUCAUAUCAGCCUGUGGCACAGAGAAUGACAGUGGUGGUCCUCAAAGCCAGGCACUUGCCGAAGAUGGAUAUCACCGGUCUCUCAGAUCCUUAUGUCAAGGUGAACGUCUACUACGGCAGAAAGCGCAUCGCCAAGAAGAAAACCCACGUGAAGAAGUGCACUUUGAACCCCGUCUUCAACGAAUCUUUCAUCUAUGACAUCCCCACUGACCUCCUGCCUGAUAUCAGCAUCGAGUUCCUCGUCAUCGACUUCGAUCGCACUACUAAGAACGAGGUGGUGGGGAGGCUGAUCCUGGGGGCACACAGUGUCACGGCCAGUGGUGCUGAACACUGGAAAGAGGUCUGCGAGAGCCCCCGCAAGCCUGUGACCAAGUGGCACAGUCUGAGCGAGUACUAAUCCUGUUCUUCUCUCCUCUAACCACCCCCCCGGGGCCAGGCUGGGGAGGGAUGUGGCGGGGAAAGAGAUGACAGAGAAGUGGACUCAAAACCUCAUUUUAGUUGUAGAAGAAAAUUUCUUAUAAAACACACUCCACAAAGAACACCCUACAUGACCACAGCUGCAGAUCGGUUCUUAGCAAUGAUGGCUUUUUCUCCUUUGCAAGGCAUAAGGCACCAGAAUUUCUUUCUUUCUUUCUUUCUUUUUUUUUUGAGAUGGAGUUUCGCUCUUGUUGCCCAGGCUGGAGUGCAAUGGCGCAAUCUUGGCUCACUGCAACCUCCACCUCCCAGGUUCAAGUGAUUCUCCUGCCUCAGCCUCCCAAGUAUCUGGGAUUACAGGCACCUGACACCACGCCUGGCUAAUUUUUUGUAUUUUUAGUAGAGAUGGGUUUUCAUCAUGUUGGCCAGGCUAGUCUUGAACUCCAGACCUCAGGUGAUCCACCUGCCUCAGCCUCCCAGAGGACUGGGAUUAUAGGUGUGAGCCACCGCAUCUGGCCUCUUUUCUUUUUUAAUGGGGACAAAAGAGAGGGAAAGACCCCCACAAAUCUAUAUAUAACAAUGUAACCAUAUACUUGCAUGUCUAACAAACUGAAGAAAUUAGCCUAACUGCCAAUAUCAAGUUGCAGAUUUUAAUCCAUGGAAAUUGUGUUUUGUGCCGAAUUGUAUUUGCUGAUUACCUGAAAUUGACUUUUUUUUAACUGGGCUUCUCUGGAGAAUUUCUCCCACCCCCCACCUCUGCAGAAGAAAAUUUUCACUCUUAUAAAACCUCAUGUUUUCAUCAUUGCCAUCUUCCGUUUUUAUUACCUCUUAUAUCUCUGCUCUUUGACUGAGCUCAAGGUCUAGAGGUCUGUAAUAAGCCAAGAAACAAAGGUGGGAUGAAUGAGGCAAGGUUUGCAGGAGAAAGAGGAAUUGAGAAAUGGGGUAUUUUUGCUAUCAGCCCUUCUGCUAUGAAGCAGUAAAGGACAGCCUAUAAUUAACUAACAGACCUAACUGAAGCACAGAGAAUACAUCAGGCUUACGCAUCCGAUACAUCAGAUCUUGGACUCUUAUCAGACUUGAUGACUUCUCUAAAAGGAGCCUUGGAGACUUCAAAUUCAGCUAUAGGAUAGCACCAGUGAACACAUCCAGCUGAUCCUAAAAGUUGUUUUCAGGUAAAAGGACAAGGAGAGGAGACAAGUGAGGACUGCUGUUCCCCUUUGCAGCUAUCUACUGUAGUGACAGCCAUUUCUUGGUUGAUGGGUUGGAAGUCAUCAGAGGUUUGAAGAAUUACAGUGGCCUUUGUUUUUCCAGAAAUGCUGACCAUAGAGAUGCUUUAGCGUCUUCUCAAAUAGCUUAGAUGUUAUAAUGAGGUUAGUUUUGCUUCAUAAAACGGGGAACCUCAGAAAUGAUUCUUUCUCCUUAAAUUUUUAAAUAAAAAUUUAGCUCUUAAAAAAAAAAAAACAGUGUGACUGAGUGAAUGAAGAUAAGUUGGAUUCUUUCAGAGCAUUCUUUUCCUCAAAACAAGCUGCAUAGUUCUUGGGAUUUAUGUCUUUCCACGUGGUAGAGGGAUGGGGGACCUACAGGGUGCAAUUCUACCACCACUGGGCAAUAGAGGUUGAGAGAGAUUCAGCAUCUUUCUGGGAUUAGAAUUCAAGUCUUCUUACUCCUACUGCAGCUGUGUCUCUAAUGUUGAGACUUUUCAGAUGGCAGAGACUCUGUAAUAGGUAAACUUGGGGCCAGGCACAGUGGCUUAGGCCUGUAAUCCCAGCACUUUGAAAGGCUGAACCCAGGAGUUCAAGACCAGCCUCGGCUACAUGGCAAAAUCCCAUCUCUACCAAAAAUACAAAAAAUUAGCUAGGUGUGGUGGUGCAUGCCUGUGGUCCCAGCUACUCAGGAGGCUGAGGUGGGAGGAUCAUUUGAGCCCAGAGGUAGAGGCUGCAGUGAGCCAUGAUCAUCAUACCACUGCACUCUGGCCUGGGUAACAGAGUGAGACCCUGUCUCAAAAAUUGAUUAAUUAAAAUAAAAUAAAAUAGCUAAACUUGGAUAGGCAGUAGAUAUUUUUGCCCAUCUGAGGAGGAACUCAGUCAAGCAGUUGCUUAACAGCUUGAUCCAGGGUGUGAAAGAUGAGUUGAGAUUGAAGUGUCCACUUCCACACAAGAACAUCACUUUGAAGCCUGCUUUGGCGAAGGGCAUUGGAAAGUUGAGUCUCCAUGGAGGUGGGGGUGACCUUGCUUUCAGUGUUCCUUUAGCUUUUGUGGAUUUAAAACCACUCUGCUCCCCCAAAUCCUUUUGUUUGGUUUCAGCCCGUGUUCUUGACAAUGCAGAGCAAUUCUGAGCAGCCACAAAGCCUACGCUCUGUUCUUGUCCCUGCCAACCCUCAUCCUCCAUAAUCUGACUCACUAUUUCACCAUCAGCUGGGGUCACACCACUAGUCUCUGUCCUAUACCCCAUGAAAUGUAAAUACUGUAUCAUAAGUAGAAGAAAAUAAUUUUUGUUUUCUAAAAAUGCAUUUGGAGAUAGUUUAAUGUAAAUCUGACAGGAGCAUUCUGAAGCCCCAUUAGGAAAAAGUUUUAAUGGUUCCUCUUCAUCGCCUUAAUGUCUAAAGAUCAGAAAUCGCUGAGCAAACCUGCUUUUGUUUCCUUCCCAGAAACAAUGCAAAACCACAGGUGGAGAUAGUCUGGUCUUUGCCCUGCUGUGUGUGCCUCUGUAGCUCCUUCCGACAAAUGUCUGGGAAAACAGCCUCACCCCACUCCUCUCUCUUCCCAUUUCCUUGUAGCUUUAUUCCUUGCAUUCUUUGGGUCUACUGAGCAGUGGGUGCUGAGGUGACAGGGGAGGAACCAGUAGUUCUGUAGCCUAGGAACUGCCUCAGUGUCUUUGUCAGAAAAAGGCAAAGAGGUGGACAGUACAGGGCUCCUCCCUCCUACCUCAGGCCUGAUCCCUCGUGCCCUUGACUUUGCUGUCCCAAAGUUUCUUAGCUGACUUUGGUUUUUCACAUCUGUUCUUUCCAGAGCUAGCUGAUAAAGAGUGGAGGAGGAAUGCCUCCUCCUGAGAGUCAGUUGAAAGAAAGACAAGAGAGUCACAUCUUAAUUUUUGCACAAGGCAUUCGUGGUCAGGAACAGGUUAGGGAAUGGUCACUUCUGAUUUUCCAAGAGUUGCUCCUUUUCUGCAGAUAUCUUGAUUCCUUUGGGAAGACAAGAAUUUUUCUUAAUAACCAAGGUCCCUUAAUGAGUUAUUCCUUCUUUGGGGUCAUCUCACUGGAGCACAGCCAAGAUGGGCAUGUUUAUGGACAGUGCUCUAGAUGUGAAAACAGAUAGAACUGGUUUGUGGGACAGGGGCCGCUUGCUCAGGAGAGGGAAUAACGCAGGUCCCUUUUCUCAGAAGACUUGUACUAUGGCCAUGACAGUGACAUUGCCCUCACUAUGAUCCCUCUCCGAAGUGGUUGUCUUUCUUUACCUUGUGUCUUCUCUUGUAAAAAUGAAACUCAAAAAUAAAAUUAAUGUGUCAAAUUUUGAAAAAAAAGAAAAAACUGAAAAAGCUAACAUGAAUUGUGUGAAAUUGCAUACUGCUGUAAUGCUAACCUACGAUAUGUAAUGCUAUCUUGUAUGUUGAAUUUGUUAAUGCACCACGCAAGUGCAAAAUAAAGACUGAUUCACAUUAAAUAGGCA
Sapajus apella (tufted capuchin) is the source of this 4168-nucleotide messenger RNA. RefSeq names its product synaptotagmin-11-like. Gene Ontology annotation, biological process: cellular response to calcium ion; calcium-ion regulated exocytosis; regulation of calcium ion-dependent exocytosis. Gene Ontology annotation, molecular function: calcium ion binding; clathrin binding; SNARE binding. NCBI's taxonomy places the organism in Eukaryota, Metazoa, Chordata, Mammalia, Primates, Cebidae. The record is from RefSeq and is a predicted model, not a curated record. Gene Ontology annotation, cellular component: axon; synapse; membrane. The annotation marks the transcript as partial. The transcript is spliced from 2 exons.